This is a messenger RNA of Oncorhynchus masou masou (cherry salmon), 11858 nucleotides long. RefSeq names its product breast cancer type 1 susceptibility protein homolog. Gene Ontology annotation, cellular component: BRCA1-A complex; nucleus; plasma membrane. The record is from RefSeq and is a predicted model, not a curated record. Gene Ontology annotation, biological process: double-strand break repair via homologous recombination; dosage compensation by inactivation of X chromosome; positive regulation of transcription by RNA polymerase II. The transcript has 21 exons. Lineage: Eukaryota; Metazoa; Chordata; Actinopteri; Salmoniformes; Salmonidae. The coding region runs from base 31 to 4842 and encodes 1603 amino acids. Gene Ontology annotation, molecular function: DNA binding; ubiquitin-protein transferase activity; zinc ion binding.
CUGCGAACACCUGGGUGUAAAGGGAAGAGGAUGCCACAAACGUGGGGUGUAAUCAUUAGUCCAAAUAGAUGCAAAACUUCAGUUCGAUUGGACAAAUUCAGUUGUGGUGCACAUGAGAAAAUGAACACCAUGAUGUCCCCGAAGGCUGAAGAUGUCAGACAGGGGAUCUCUGUCAUCUGUGAGAUCUUGCAAUGUCCAAUAUGUUUGGAGUUGAUGAGCACACCUGUGUCUACUAAGUGUGACCACCAGUUUUGCAAGUUUUGUAUAAUGAAGCUUUUGGACAGCAGUAGGAGAAAGGAGGCCAACUGUCCAGUUUGUAAGACAAAGAUCACAAAAAGGAGUUUGCAGGAGAGCCCUGGGUUCCAGAAAUUGGCCGAGGGAUUGCAGAAUAUGGUCCAGGCCUAUGAACAUGACACCUGCACAAACUACUUCACCGGAAUGUCCCAGGUGAAGAGACAUAUGAGUGUCAAAGAGACUGUGCAGAAGAAAAACGGCCAUGAUGUCUCAUCUGAUGACGUGUGGGCUAGUGACCGUGCUGAUGAUGAGGAUCAUGAGUUUUCAAUGUCCUGCUCGUCAACUAUAGCAGCCAAGGAUGGCUUUGCAACGCUCAUGGGUCUUGAAGAUUCUUGCCCUGUCAUUUCGGACGAGGGGUUUGACAGCAGCCUAGGUGACAUACCUCCAGCCACUGAAAAGCAUACCGAUGACUCUAAAGCUACCUCCACCACAGAAAAACAGAAGCCAGCAUUAGAGGCAGAAAUACCGGAGGUUGUUGAAAAAGCACCUUCACGACCUCAAAAACUUGGAAAAAAGAUAACCACUCAUCCUCAAGAUCCACCAUGCUGUCCUGAAAAGGUCAGAAACCAACCUGUCAGACGAUCCACGAGGAAUAACAAAAGAGAGUCCUUGACCGAAAUGAUAGACCAGAAUCAGAAGAAAAGUCUAGAGAAAGUCUCUGAGUGGCUCAUAAAUAAUUCCUCAACAGAAGUAAACUCUGAGAAGGAGAUAAACACAGAGGGCUCUUAUGACUCAGUUUCUUUGGCAGGAAGUUGUUCCCCCUCCUCACCCUUAGAGGAUAACCUCAGAAAUAAGGACCAGAGUCCAAAGAGAGAAGAGCGUGGCAAAUGUCUUGAGGAGCUGGUAUUUGGGGCUGUUUACAAACGGGAUCGAAGAGGGAACCGCAGUUUUUCACCACAGAAUAUAGCGAUCACAGACCCUCCACCACCCUGUCCAGCUGAGGAACUCCAGAUCCUGAAGAAGAUUGCCAAAAGGAGGAUGAUAAAUAAACUGACACCUGCUGACUUUGUCAAGAGACCGAGGUCUGAGGAGAAUGAAGACAGUGUUAUGAAUGACCAACCAGAGAUGACAGAACCACAAGAGGAUUCUCCCAAUGAACACCCAAAAGAUACUGAAGAAGAUAAGUUGAUUGACCUGACUGGGGAGCUGAAUUCUAAUACCUCUGACAAGCAAGGAGAAGAGCUUGAUGAGUUGCCGGAAGGUGACAACAAAGAGAAUGAAGAUGUAGAGGACAGUCCUGUGUUUGAUGUGCCACUACGGGAACCUGGGAGGAAGUCAAAUAAAAAGAUGCACGGUAGGUGGCAGGACGUUGACGGGGAUUUACAAGGGAAAGUAAAGUCGGAGAAUAACGAGCAAAAAAAGGCUGCCAAGAAAAAAGGGGAAAACAUCAAGGUGGAGAAGAGCAAGGCAACCAAAUCCUUAGUCCUUGUGGGUAUCAGAGAGGGUGGAAGUGACUCUAAGAUGCCUAAGAGCAGACCGUCAGGCCAGACCGAGGUUCAGAUUGAGAGUUACCCUAGCAGUGAGGAUCCAGGAAGCCCAAUCAUGAGGAGAACCAGGAGGAGUCGGAGGCUUCAGCUCUUCACAGAGGAAGUACAAGGGAGUAACAAGAUCGGCACUGCAACAUCCACAAAGGUUGUCGUUCUUGUUUCAGACUGCAACGAGAUGCAGCAAUCAAAGGAGGCGAAAGCUGACACCGACAGGGAUAAUGUGGCGUGUUUGCAGAACCAAAAUAUAGAAAAGGCUGUGAGGAAAAACGGAUGUGUUUUAGAUGAAGAAAUGGGAGGUAUUGAGAGCUUGGACUCUAGCGAGAAAAGAUUGUGUGAAAUGAUUGAGUCACAGAAAGUGAACCAAGUUGAGGAGUCUAUUGUCGAAGUCCCAAGUACAGGAAGUCCUUGUCACGCUGAUGUUGCUUGUUCAGUGACUAUGGUACCAAGUUCAAUUAGUACCCCUGAGGCAAGUGUCUCAUGUGUCGUGCCUGAGAGUGUAAACCAAAGUAAUCCGGUUAUCAAACCAUUAGAUGACUUGAGAUCAAAUGUACCACAAGAGACGUCAGCCAGCCAGGCCAAAUGCAUUGAUCUGGACGAGGAUAUCCGGAAUGACAGUGAGCUGGACACUGAGCAACUGCUGAAGAGCUUCAAAGCCACCAAAAGGAAGUCCUUCCACCUUGGUAGUCCAAAUAUCAAGAGGAGUUCCUUCUGGUCCAACAAGGAGAUUACAACUCUUACAAAGACUCAAGAGAACAAACAUGUUGGCACAGAUAUGGAAGCAGGAAAUGGGCAGGGAUUUUCAAGGACAACGGAGUGUCCCACAGUCCAACAGGAAUCUGAGAAAGGGACAAUAUUCGAUAAUUCUUGCUGUAGUGAUUUGAACCCACCUUCAAGUUCCCUCAACAAUAUUUCACAAGAAAAGGCGCAGAGGAAUCGUAAAAGGCUCAGAAAAUCCAUUCUUACCAGACCACAGGAUUUAGUGGAUUCUUCGAACCCUGAUACCAGUGGGAAGACCCAGAAACAGAUUCUGUCCAGGCUUUCUGGCAACAGCUCAAAAAGUGCCCUCAGUCCCAACAAAGUCACAAAAAGCCAAAUGGAAUCUCCCCACCAAGCUGUGGGUUCUGGUCUGCUCUUUCCAGCUUUUGGCGCCUCUAAGGAAGAUCUACCAGAUCCGACACCUGUAGCUUCAAAGCAACUUAGAGUCCCUAAAAGUCAGCAGCCAUACAAAGUGGAGGGCAGCAUGAGUAAAAGUCCAACAGAACUGGAGAGUAGCCACAGUGUUGGAUCAGAGAUGGCAGUGGAGUUAAACAAAACAUGUUCAGAGAACAUGACUGGAAACAUGGCCAAUACAGAGUCCUCCUUGACUCCAGAUGGCCUCCUUCCAAUUAUCCAAUCAGUAGUUAUCCAAGAGGCGCAGAGGACUAAAAGAUGUGGUGUGGUCAGCUUGCACUCUCCCAUCAAGAGCACCCUAAAGCGGAGGAAGGCUCAGAGACUGGAGUCUUCCUCGGAGUCCAACUGCAGUGGGGAGGAAGAGGAACUGCCUUCCCUUGCGCAAAUUUUCAGACCUUCGACUUGUCCACCAACCGCUGAGGAGGAGGAGGAAUCAGUCACAUUGCUCAAAGACCAUGCCAGGGAACAAGGAAGCCACAGGGAGGCUGGUGAUGCAGCUGAAGAUGGGCAGCGAGCGAGCAGUCCUCCCAUGUGCCCCAGUCCUGAAUGGGUCACCACCAGCCAGGCAUCUGUGGAUCUGUUUGGAACACCAGAAGAAGCUGAAGGAAUGGCAGGUGACACUGGCCUGACACAGGAAUCAUCACAAUUUUCAAGCGAGUGUAUUGCCACUCAGCAAAAGGUUGCGAUGCAGGAGGAGCUGCGGAGGCUGGAGAGAAUGAUGGCGUUGGUGUCUGAAGCGCUGCAGGAGAAGGAGGAGGAGGAGCCCAAUGGGGCCAAAGUCUACCCCGGGGCCCCAUAUCCCCCAGCGCUGCUUCAACCUGACAGGUCCACAGUCUCCUCAGGCCUUGAUCUCCAGGCGACCCUGCCGUCUGGCCAGGGCACCAGGAAGAGAUCUGCCAGCAGGGAAGGUGCCCAAAACAUUGGGGGAAAUGCAGCCUCACCGCCCCCUGGUCUUGGAGACUGUGAGGGCCUUGGGCCCACCCCCACCACGCCCUGCCGCACCAAACAUGAGGGACCUGGAGGGACUGGGGCAGGGCGGCUUGGCAGACAGUCAGGACGGAGCCUAAGGAGCAGCAUGAGAGCGAGGCCCAACCAGGUGUCGCCAGUGGUCAGAGUGCACAGCGGGACCAAUGCUCCCUCAGCUGGGCUGGAGGUCCAGGAUAACCCGGUGGUCAUCCAGCCUGCAAACACACACCCAUCAACACACACUCCACUGCGGGAACCCCCUGGGGUCAAGUUGGUGCUGGUUGCAUCAGGACUCAGUGCACCUGAACAGUCGAUGGUAAAAAAGUUUGCCAAGAGGAUGGGAGGCAGUGUGUGUUCACAAGUGACGUCCGAGACCACCCAUGUCAUCAUGAACACAGAUGGUGAUCUGGUGUGUGAGCGCACGCUCAAGUACUUCCUGGGCAUCGCAGGCAGGAAGUGGGUGGUGAGCUUCCAGUGGAUUUCCGAGUGUUUCAAACAAGGGACAGUCUUAAAUGAGAAUAUUUUAACCCUUCGUCGCCCCCAACCCACACAGACGUCAUUUGAGGUGCGAGGAGACGUUGUGAACGGACAUGAUCACCAAGGGCCCAUGAGAGCACGGACCACUGGGGACACAAGUCUGCUGAUGAAGGAUUACGAGAUCUGUUUCCAAGGCCCUUUCACUGAUAUGACCACUGGUCAGAUGGAGUGGAUGGUGGAGCUUUGCGGCGCAACAGUGGUUCAAGAGCCUCUUCUCUUCACUGGUGAACUGAAAACUCGUCAGCUAAUAGUGGUACAACCAGGCUCGGACCAAUCACCAAUAAACUACCAAGCCCUCCAGAGGAUAGCCACGGUCAUCACCCGUGGUUGGGUAUUUGACUCCGUGGCAACCUACACCCUUCAAAGCCUCGACAACUACAGAACGUAACCUUCAGACCUGGUGUCACAUCCAAAUCUCUCUGCUGGCCUGAACCCACUCCACUCGGUUCAUUGGUGUGAUACCCAAAUCGUUCCCUGGUCUGGAUCCUGUCACUAGAGGCAGUCCCUGGUGUCACGUCCAAGUGGCUCCCUUGCCACCCUCUUUCUUAAUACAGUGCCUUCAGAAAGUAUUCAUACUCCUUGACUUAUUACACAUUUUGUGUUACAGGCUGAAUUCAAAAUGGUUUAAAUAUUUUUUUCUCUCCCAUCUACACACGAUACUCUGUUAAUGGCAAAGUGAAAACAUGUUUUUAAAAAUGUUAGCAAAUUUAUUGAACAUUUAAAUGCAUAAAUAUUUAAUUUACAUAAGUGUUCACACCUCUGAGUCAAUACUUUGUAGAUUCACAUUUGGCAGCGAUUACGGCUGUAAGUCUUUCUGGGUAAGUCUGUUCUUUUCAAAAUUCUUCAAGUUCUAUCAAGUUGGUUGUUGAUCGUUGCUAAACAUCCAUUUUCAGGUCUUGCCAUAGUUUUUUAGAUAUAAGUCUAAACUAACUCAGCCACUCAGGAACAUUCAAUGUCUUCUUGGGAAGCAACACCAGUGUAGAUGUGGCCUUCACUCCAUUCACUUUCUUUUUUAUCCUGAAAAACUCCCCAGUCCUUAAUAAUUACAAACAUAUCUAUAACAUGACGUAGUCACCACUCUCCUUGAACAUAUGGAGAAUUGUACUCAGUAUUGGAUUUGCCCCAAAUACAACACUUUGUUUUCAGGACAAAAAGUGAAUUGCUUUGGCAAUUUUUUUUGCCAUAUUACUUUAGUGGCUUACUGCAAACAGGAUGCAUGUUUUGGAAUAUUUUUUUGUGCAUGCUUUCUCUUCACUCUGUCAAUUAGUUUAGUAUUGUAGAGUAACUACAUUGUUGUUGAUCCAUCCUCAGUUUUCUCCUAUCACAGCCAUUAAACUCUUAACGGUUUUAAUGUCACAAUUGGCCUCAUGGUGAAAUCCCUGAGCGGUUUCCUUCCUCUCCGGCAGCUGAGUUAGGAAGGACGCCUGUAUCUUUGUAGUGACUGGGUGUACAGAUACACCACAGCAAUAGGUACCCUUUUGCGAGGCAUUGGAAAACCUCCCUGGUCCUUGUGUUUAAAUCCGUUUGAAAUUCACUGCCCGACUGAGAGAUCUUACAGAUAAUUGUGUGGGGCACAGAGAUGAGGCAGUCAUGAAAAAGAUCAUGCUAAACACUAUUGCACACUGAGUGAACCCAUGCAACUUAUUAUGGGAACUUAUUUAGCCUUAUCAUAACAAUACUAAUUGACUCUAGACAUUUCUGCUUUAAAUGUGUAAUUAAUUUGUCAAAUGUAUGGGGUAUUGUGUGUAAGCCAGUGACAUCUCAAUUUAAUACAUUUUAAAUUCAGGCUGUGACAAAAAAAAGAAAAUGGAAAAAGUUGAGAGAUGUGAAUACUUUCUGAAGCCACCGUAUGCCUAAGAGACAAUCCAUGAUCAACCAGUUCAAAAGAUUACGGCACUUUACCCCAUCCCCCUGGGGUUGACUUGUUUUGUCACCAUGACUACAUGACUUCCUUUAAAAUAGUUUUCAUGCAGUUGCUUUGUGUUAUAACUAAACUCUGUGUGAUGUACAUAAAUGUAAUGUUCUCUUACUUAAAACAACUCGCAUGGAAACAAAUUAUAUAUUUUUGUACCCUGUGAGAAUGAGAAACCAAUGACCUGAAGAGAGCCAGAGGCUGGUGUUUUGUUAUAUAUGCACGCAUACAUACGCAUGCGCACGUGUUCGUACAAACACACACGUGUAUAUAUUAACACACACACAGGGAAAGCAAACAGGAAUCUUUAAUAGGGUGGUGCAACAUUGGCGUCUUUUGCCUCCGUUCUCCCUCCCUCUCUUUUUCCUCCGAAAAGCCUGACAUACCCUGAAAACAACAAAGAAAAAGCGGGCGCUUGUGGGGCUCACAGGCCUGUUACGAAAUGUUCUCCAGUAUUUGACUUUAUACACUAACUGUGCUUCAGGCCAGAGCAUCUCUCAGUGAAUCAGUAGCAUAUUGCAAGAGGGGGCCAAGCACAAAACUGUUCUAUGGGGUAGGAAAAAAUACCUUUGUUUGAGGCCCGGGAGUUCCAACUGGCUUAAAACCUUUUAUCAGACACACUUGUUGUUUUGCGCCAGCGUCAUCUGAGUGUUUUCUUUUCAGAAAAACCUAUUAGUAUUUAUUUACCUUGACUUCCCGGUACGCUGUUCUCUUCUCUCAAGGUCUCAUGCAUUUUAAUGUUGAAGAAGCUUUUUACCCCUGGUUCAUUAAAGCCCACUAUGUGUAUCCUACAAGGCUUUCAGACCCCUGUUCACUAGAUAUCCCAAACAAGACCAGCGCGGCGAGAGGGGGCGUGGGGGGAGCAGGAAUAUGCUCUGCCAGUAGCAAGCGUUCUACUGAAUUAUUGAACAGGCGACAAUUGGGAAUAGAAAGGAAGAUAGCGAGGGUAGAGAUUGAGAGGAGUGGAGAGGACCACAAGCACAUUAAGGAUGGCCCCCGUCCAUAAAUUGAGAGCCUGUUGCAAUUCUGUGACUGUAAGUAACCCACUGUGACUAGGGUAGCCUGACAUGGUUUGAGACCUGAAGACUUGAGUUAGCUCCCCCGAGCUGAUGCUUAGGUUUAGCUCAACAGGCUAACACAGUCUUGUGGCGUGCAGGUUAUCCGGGUUGCAUACCUGGUUGGUCACACGCCUGGGAGGUUGUUCCUGAUGGACAAAGUUGGUGGUGUCCAAAAUAUUGUGCUAUGAAAGACUUUAGCACGGUUAGCGGCAUGUGGUAAAGUUGCAAUGUAAAAACCCUAGGGGGACUGUUCCAUCCAAACUCAUUUGUAUGCACCCAGGGUAUUAAAUACCAAAAUAACAUUCCACAUGUGCUGCGGACAAUUUAAUCGAUAAUGACAAUGUUUAAAAAAUACAAAUAUUUUUAUUUUUUACUCAAUAACACAUUUGGGUACUAACCUCAAUGGUAGCUGGAAGGGACUAAUUGUUUUCUGAUUUUAGCUGUCACACUGUAAGUUCACCCUCCUAUAGAAUGGAUAGAAAUAAUGCAUUUUACUUAAACAUUUUUUUUUUCACUCAAGGCGCCAUAUGCUAUGGAUGCAUCAGGUCAAUGAGAAUCUUAAUAGUUGGAAUCCAUGCAUAGGAACAAAGGACAGUUGUGUGGCGUGUUGUAAUGGAGCGCCGUUCCUGCUGUGAGAGACAGAAGGCCUCAUGUCUGUCUUGAAUCUAAUUGGACCCCAAAGGGUGACAGUAUCUCUUAACGAUCAUAUAUGGAGAAAGCACCGUCUAAAUAAUGUAUUGAAACCAGACAAAUGUAUGCAAGACAAAAACAUUGAUAUGCUUAAUGCUCUACCGUAUGUUUGGCAAUGUUAUAUGUCUGUUAGUCUGCUAUCACAAGAUUCAGCGAGAGCAUAUGACAGGGGGACCAAGAUGGAAAGUUAGUCCUGAUUCCCAGUUAUAAGCUUGUAAUAAUAUCCCUAUAUAGGUUUGUACUUUUGUGGUAGACCGCACUGAAGGAAGAGUGACGCCUCAAGGACGUCUCCCCUCUUCGCGGAGUCCUACCCUGUAGACCGCAGCCUACUCCAGGUAGAAGUUGGGUUAUAAAUAUCGACAGAGACUUUGCCUGAGCUGCUGGAAGUGUUUCGCCUGCCGCUGGUUUAUUGAUUGGCAGUGCCCACAGGGCCUGCUAUACUACUUUAUCGUCUGCUGUUUUAUACAUUAUCGCCUGCUGAGGGAAUCUGGAAAGGUUUUCAUCAAGAAGUCGUGAAUUCGACGGGGUGAUAUUAUGCAUGUAUGCACACUCAUGCAUUGUUUUAAAUGGAGUCUUCUGCACAUACGCUAUAUAUACAAAAGUAUGUGGACAUCCCUUCAAAUGAGUGGAUUGUGCUAUUUCAGCCACACCCGUUGCUGACAGGUGUAUAAAAUUGAGCAUGCAGACUGUCCUUACUGGGGCUCCCGGGUGGCGGAGCGGUCUAAGGCACUGCAUCGCAGUCCUUGAGGUGUCACUACAGACCUUGGUUCAAUCCCAGGCUGUGUCACAGCCGGCCGUGACCAGGAGACCCAUGAGGCGGAGCACAAUAGGCCCAGCGUCGUUAGGGUACGGUUUGGCCGGCUGGGAUUUCCUUGUCCCAUUGCGCCCUAGUGACUCCUUUUGGCGGGCCGGGCCCCUGCAAGCUGACCUCGGUCGCCGGCUGGACGGUGUUUCCUCCGACACAUUGGUGUGUCAAGAAGCAGUGCGGCUUGGCAUUCGUGUUCUAGAGGAAGUAUUGCUCUCGACCUUCGCCUCUACCGUGUCUGUAAGGGAGUUGCAGCGAUGAGACAAGACUGUAACUACCAAUUAAGGAGAAAAACGGGUAAAAGUAAAAACAUAGUGACUUUCAACGUGGCACCGUCAUAGGAUGCCACCUUUCCAACAAGUCGGUUUGUCAAAUUUCUGCCUUGCUAGAGCUGCCCCGGUUAACUGUAAGUGCUGUUAUUGUGGAAACUUCUAGGAGCAACAACGGCUCAGCUGCAAAGUGGUAGGCCACACAAGCUCACAGGAUGUGCAGCAAAGUGCUGACGCACUGAAGCGUAAUAGUCUCCUCGGUUGCAACACUCACUACCGAGUUCCAAACUGCCUCUGGAGGCAACGUCGGCACAUGAACUGUUAGUUGGGAGCUUCAUGAAAUUAAUUUCCAUGGCCGAGCAGCCGCACACAAGCCUUAAUUCACUAUGCGUAAUGCCAAGCGUCUGGUGGACCGGUGUAAAACACGACACCAUUGGUCUCUGGAGCAGUGGAAAUGCGUUCUCGGGAGUGAUCAAUCACACUUCACUAUCUGGCAGUCCAACGGACUAAUCUGGGUUUGGCGGAUGCCAGGAGAACGCUACCUGCCCGAGUGCAUGGGGCCAACUGUAAAGUUUGGUGGAAGGGGAAUAGUGGUCUGGGGCCGUUUUUCAUUGUUCGGGCCAGGCCCCUUAGUUCCAGUGAAGGGAAAUCUUAAUGCUACAGCAUACAAUGACAUUCUAGACUAUUCUGUGGUUCCAACUUUGUGGUAACAGUUUGGGGAAGGCCCAUUCCUGUUUCAGCAUGACAAAGCCCCCAUGCACAAAGCGAGGUCCAUACAGAAAUGGUUUGUCGAGAUUGGUGUGGAAGAACGAGUGUCCUGCACAAAGCAAGUCACUGCAGCAGUGUUCCAACAUCGAGUGGAAAGCCUUCCCAGAAGAGUGGAGGCUGUUAUAGCAGCAAAGGGAGGAUCAACUCCAUAUUAAUGCCUAUGAUUUUGGAAUGAGUAGCUUGACGUGCAGGGGUCUUACAUACUUUUGGCCGUGUAGUAUAUUUGUCUUUGAGCAUUUCAUAUACAAAUGUCAUGUGUUGAUUUUUAUUGAGUUUUGUUGCGUCACCUUGAAGUCAGUCAACUGUUCUUGGCUAAUGUCUAUAUUGUCUGGUCUGAUACCCGAAGUCCUCGAGUCCAAAUCCUUAGCGUCCGAGUCCUUUACAUUACCGUUCUCCUAGCAGCGGGAUAUUAUGCUUGUAUUUGGUUAGUAGAGACCCUACUGAUUAUUUCCCACCCCACUUUAGCCGAGAAAGGUAUAAAAAUUCUCUACAAGCCAAUAUGUAUCCCAUGUACAGUCUUAGUGUAUUGCAUUUGGGGCUAUGGAGGGGGCGAAGAACACAUUGGUGCUGGAAGUUCCAAGUCAUGAAAAUCAAGUUCUAGACUCAAGUUUCCUACUAAAAAACUGUCUUAACCCCCCCUACUGGAACAGCUUCAAUUUCAUAAUUAUUCAUAAACCUUCAGUUUAAAGAAAGUGCAUGCUUUGGACAUACCAUUGAAGACAAAGAAUAGCUGUGAGAAUUCAGCUGAAAGCACUCUGAAAUCUUGCAUUCAAAACAAACCAAAAUGCCAGUGUCCUCAUUACAACGCUCCAUCUCCAACUUGAACAAGGCGGUUGUUGACUCCAUCGUGGCCGAGAAAUGUAUUUUUUUUAUAGUCACAAUUCUGACUUGCGGGCCUUUCAAAUGCCAGAUGUGCACUUUGGUGUGAUGGAGCACUGCAUGCUGUUUUCAGCAUUUCCCCCAAAGUCACAGAGAAACCUUGGAGUAUGGAUUCAGCUUAACUGUCUUUGACAAUAGCAUGCAUUUUAUUGGAGACAAGGGGGGGAAAACACUGAAUUAGGCCUCUGUUGCACUGUUUUACAAGAGUGAGUUUUAAAGGCCAAACAACAAUGGACAUAUUCAAAUGGUUCAAUAGACAAUGGCCUAUGUGCAUAAAGAUGUUGGAAUUCGAAUAUAGUAUGAUGUCAUUGUUUUAGCCAUCUGAAAAAAAUGAACAGAACAGGCUUGGAACCUCUAACCCUGUCAAUUUGACUGGUGUACUCAUGGGUCCACUCGCAAAUGGCUGCCUGAUAUUGUGACGCAUCUAAUUUCCAAGGUGAUGUAGAAUGUUAAUUGAAAUUGUUACCUGAUGUGGUUCAUUCAAUGGAGUGUGUUUUUGUAAUGCCUAUUUGAGUUGAAUCAACAAAUCACAGCACAUAUUGAUGUGUACAUGUCCUGCUUUUGCUCCUAUGCAAGUACACCCAAUGGAUGCCAGUGACAUCCCGACAACUUUGAGAAAAAAACACUUCAUAGUUGUCGCGAGAUGGUGAGGCAUAUUCAUGACAUGAGGAAAGUAGAAUAGCAUUUCUCGCCAUUGAAAACAGGCAAUAGACGUCAACACCACACGAUUAUUCAAAAAAGUAUUAAAAUAAUGAGAUGUAUCUACCAAUCCAAAGAGGGGAAAAGGCGGAGCUUGAUAGCCCGCCGUUCCGCUCUGUGGACAAGAAAUCCCAUUUUGGGGGUGGAAACAGGUGUCGUCAUUCUAUCCAAAACUCUGUUCUAAAGUAGGGGUCUGAGCGGAUUGUUGGGUGCCGGAGCAUAGUUAUAAUAAUCUGUACACUGCAAACUGACCACGACUGCCCAAAAAUGGAUUUGUUAUUUUCAGAAACAGUCAUGUCUCAAUGUAAUAAAGGUAUGAAAUGA